Messenger RNA from Phragmites australis (common reed), 1539 nucleotides. RefSeq names its product GDSL esterase/lipase At3g53100-like. The record is from RefSeq and is a predicted model, not a curated record. NCBI's taxonomy places the organism in Eukaryota, Viridiplantae, Streptophyta, Magnoliopsida, Poales, Poaceae. Gene Ontology annotation, molecular function: lipase activity. Bases 196 to 1281 code for a protein of 361 amino acids. Gene Ontology annotation, biological process: lipid metabolic process. The transcript has 5 exons.
CCUUCCAGCAGCAGCAGCAGCAGCAGCCGCCAAUAACUACGAGUGCUUCACUUCACCCCCGUUAAAACCACGCGGUACGGUGGUGCCUAUUUCUACUAUCACACUCGCUCCACCCUCGCUCGCCUCGCCACACGUCCACACUAACGGCUACACCGCAGCUGCAACUUUAGUAGCCUUGGCGUACGCGUUGAGACGAUGAAGGUGAGCUCCUCCGUGCCUGCGGCGGCGGCGGUGGCGGUGGCGGUGCUGCUGCUAUCGGCGGCGGCGACCGUGAGGCGGUGCGCGGGGCAGGCGCUGGUGCCGGGCGUGAUGAUCUUCGGCGACUCGGUGGUGGACGCCGGCAACAACAACCGGCUGGCCACGCUGGUGCGCGCCGACUUCCCGCCCUACGGCCGCGACUUCCCCUCCACACACGCCCCCACCGGCCGCUUCUGCAACGGCAAGCUCGCCACCGACUACACCGUGGAGAACCUCGGGUUCAGCUCGUACCCGCCGGCGUACCUGAGCGAGGAGGCGCAGAGCAACAACAAGAGCCUCCUCCACGGCGCCAACUUCGCCUCCGGUGCCGCCGGCUACCUCGACGCCACCGCCGCCCUCUACGGCGCGAUCUCGCUGAGCCGGCAGGUGGAGUACUUCCGGGAGUACCAGUCGAGGGUGGCCUCCUCGGCCGGCGCGCAGCGAGCGGCGGCGCUGACGUCGGGCUCCAUCUACGUGGUGAGCGCCGGCACCAGCGACUACGUGCAGAACUACUACGUGAACCCCAUGCUGAGCGCCACCUACACGCCCGACCAGUUCGCCGACGCGCUCAUGCAGCCCUUCACCUCCUUCGUCGAGAGCCUGUACGGUCUGGGGGCCCGGCGGAUCGGCGUGACGUCGCUGCCGCCGAUGGGGUGCCUCCCGGCGUCCGUCACUCUGUUCGGCGGCGGAAACGACGGCUGCGUGGAGCGCCUGAACAACGACUCCCUCGUCUUCAACCGGAAGCUCGGCUCGGCCGCGGACGCCGUGAAGCGGCGGCACUCGGACCUGAAGCUCGUCGUGUUCGACAUCUACCAGCCGCUGCUCGACCUCGUCAACAACCCCACCAACGCCGGGUUCUUCGAGUCGCGCCGGGCGUGCUGCGGGACGGGGACGAUCGAGACGUCGGUGCUGUGCCACCAGGGGGCGCCGGGGACGUGCACCAACGCCACGGGCUACGUCUUCUGGGACGGCUUCCACCCCACGGACGCGGCCAACAAGGUGCUCGCCGACGCGCUCCUCCUCCAGGGCCUCGAGCUCAUCUGAUGAGAGAUGCCGCCUUUCGUUCUAAUACCAACUGAGCCCAUCCGAUCCAUGUACCUUGCUUCUGUCAUUCUGUGCUGCUAGUUGCGUCUCUUGGCUUUUGCUUGCUUGCUUGGUGUGCAUGAUCUCAGCUUGACGUAGUGUUAUGUUACUCAGAAUGGUGUGGGUGUGCCGCUAUGUAUGAUUAUACUCGAUGUUUUUCACAAUCUGUGCCCUGGUAUUUCAUAUUCGGAGUGAUCGAUGUAGCAUAUUUCAAUUCAA